Molecule: messenger RNA, 2259 nt
Organism: Dioscorea cayenensis subsp. rotundata (Guinea yam)
Lineage: Eukaryota; Viridiplantae; Streptophyta; Magnoliopsida; Dioscoreales; Dioscoreaceae
Product: protein KINESIN LIGHT CHAIN-RELATED 1
Exons: 4
Coding region: 52-2019 (655 amino acids)
Molecular function (GO): protein binding
Source: RefSeq, a predicted model, not a curated record
CUUUUGAAAGAGUGCGUAAUAGCUCACUGAUCGAGCGCUCUUGCGCCGAAGAUGAACAGGGCUAAGCGAUCUGCCGGUUUCAACACUCAUAUAUGGAAGAAAGUAGAGAAGUACCUUCUAAGCAACAAAGGCUCGAAUGGUGACGAGUUGUGCGCUUCCUUAUUGAUAACUCCGCUUCUCUUCUUCUUCUUCUUCUUCGUCUCUGCGCUCAUCGCCAAAGCUAGGGAACCCCUCGAAUCCACCGCCAUGCCGGGCCUUGUCACCCCUCCAGAAGCCCCGCCUCUUCGGAUCUCCCUCCCUGACGGCGCCGAUCCCCAGAUCCGCCCCGAUCCCGAUGCCCCUGACAACAAGAUCGCCAGAUCCCCAGUGCCGCGGAGAAACCCCUCGCCGUCAUCAUCCCGAGUCAAACCCUCCCCAAAGCGCCCCAUGCCGAGAGUGGAGGAGGCGGCUCUGGAUAACCCGGAUCUGGGGCCGUUCUUAUUGAAGCAAGCGAGGGAUACAAUCGCGUCGGGGGAGAGCCCGGCGAAGGCGCUGGAGUUCGCGAUCCGAGCAUCGAGGUCGUUGGAGAUGUGCGCGGGCGAUGAUGAUGGGAUGAGACUGGAACUGGCGAUGAGCUUUCAUGUCACAGCCGCUAUAUACUGUAGCCUGGGGAGGUUUGAGGAGGCGGUGCCGGUGCUGGAGAAGGCUGUGGGCGUGCCGGACCCUGCGCGCGGUGCGGACCACGCCCUCGCGGCGUUCUCCGGCCACAUGCAGCUCGGAGACACGUACUCGAUGCUCGGGAGGCUGGAUCAGUCCAUCGGUGCAUAUACGAAGGGCCUGGAGAUCCAGAUCCAGGCUCUCGGAGAUGCCGACCCCCGCGUCGCCGAGACUUGCAGGUACCUUGCGGAAGCCCAUGUCCAGGCCAUGCAAUUUGACGCGGCGGAGGAGCUCUGCCGGAAAACACUCGAGAUACACCGGGAACACAGUGCUCCGGCUUCCGUUGAAGAGGCUGCCGAUCGCCGCCUGAUGGCUCUCAUCUGUGAGGCCAAAGGAGACUCAGAGGCUGCCCUGGAGCACCUUGUGCUUGCCUCAAUGGCUAUGAUCGCCAAUGGCCAGGAGGCAGAGGUUGCCGCCAUCGAUGUCAGCAUUGGCAACACCUACCUUUCCCUUGGCCGCUUUGACGAGGCCGUCUUUUCGUAUCAGAAGGCUCUUACCGUAUUCAAGUCCACCCGUGGUGAUUCCCACCCUUCUGUUGCUUCUGUCUUUGUCCGCCUUGCUGAUCUCUAUUUGAAGACUGGCAAGCUCCGUGAAUCCAAGUCAUACUGCGAGAAUGCCCUUAGGAUUUAUGCCAAGCCUGUCCCUGGUACCACUGCUGAGGAGAUAGCUGGAGGUUUGAUGGAGAUAUCCGCUAUUUAUGAGGCUGUGAAUGAGCCUGAAGAGGCUUUGAAGUUGUUGCAGAAGGCUCUGAAGCUUUUGGAAGACUCACCAGGGCAGUGGAGCAUGGUGGCUGGGAUUGAGGCUCAGAUGGGAGUCAUGUAUUACAUGGUUGGGAGGUAUGCGGAGUCAAGAAGCUCAUUUGGAAAUUCUGUGGCCAAACUGAGAGCUAGCGGGGAGAGGAAGUCGGCUUUUUUUGGUGUCUUGCUGAACCAGAUGGGGUUGGCAUGUGUGCAGCUGUUUAAGAUUGAUGAAGCAGCUGAACUUUUUGAGGAAGCCCGAGGAAUCUUGGAGCAGGAGUGUGGUUCAUACCAUCAAGACACUCUGGGGGUGUACAGCAAUCUUGCUGCAACUUACGAUGCUAUGGGCAGGGUUGAAGAUGCAAUCGAAAUCUUGGAAUACGUGUUGAAGGUGAGAGAAGAAAAACUUGGCACAGCAAAUCCAGAUGUAGAUGAUGAGAAGAAGAGGCUCGCCGAGCUCUUAAAAGAAGCUGGCCGAGCUAGAAACCGGAAGGCGAAGUCCCUUGAAAACCUUCUUGUUAACAACACACAGAAGGUGAAGAAGGAAGGAACCAAAAGGUGGGCAGGAUUGAGUUUCAAGAGUUAAAAAGAUGCAAAAUCAACCCCACCACCUAUGUAAGAUAAAAAACCAUGUGUGAAGUUGAGGUUAGGAAUCUGAUGGGACUGUUCUUGCUUGCACUUCUAAUCAUUUAUUUUCUCUAUAAUCUUCUGAUUUCUGCUCUCUUGUUCAUUUUUUUUUAUAUUCUAUGUUUGUGUGUUGUGAGAAAAAGCCCAUAAAUGUGUAAAAUUCUGUGAUUCUUGAUGAAUAAAUAUUUAUGGUUGAGCA